This is a messenger RNA of Salvia hispanica, 1029 nucleotides long. Lineage: Eukaryota; Viridiplantae; Streptophyta; Magnoliopsida; Lamiales; Lamiaceae. The record is from RefSeq and is a predicted model, not a curated record.
AUGAAAGAUUUUCUUCAUAUUCAAUUCAUCAACAAGUUAUUCCCUCGUGAGUACAACAUAGAAAAACUGCCAUUCCCCGGUGACAAUGCAAUGCUGAUUCAGUUGAACUGUUUGGACUGCGGAGGCAGUGCCAUGUCUAUUACCUUUGCUCAUUUAAUUGCAGACAUGGCUUCGGUCUCCACAUAUCUCCAAUGCUGGGCUGCCAAUGCACGGGGAUUAGGGUUUAGCUCUCAACUUUCACCCUUACUUUGUACUGCACAAACUUCCUUUCCACAGAAUCCCUCACUCCCAAGUAACUUAAUCCCUUUCAACAAUUUUCUUAAAUACUCGAGCGGUGGUAAGUAUGUGACGAGAAGAUACUUAUUCGAUGCCUCUGCUCUAUCCUUUCUCAAGGCCCAACUCAGUAGCUCGGCUGCAUCGCGUGUGGAUGUGGUAACGGCCUUGGUGUGGAAAUGCUUCAUGGCGGCAGUGGUGGAAGAGACCUCCGGGAAAGACGGGAAACCAUUCUUGAUGACUCAAGUAGUCAACCUCCGGAAACGGGCUGCGCCCCUGUUUCCGGAGGAUACCUUUGGUAAUAUGUUGUGGUUGCCAAAGAUUGUUUGCAGCAGACCACAAGAAAAGGAGUUAGGAGAUUUGGUGAAGGAGGUGAAAAGAGGGAUAGCAAAUAUUGAUGGUGAGUUUGUGAGACGUUUGGGGGAUGAUGGUUUGAAUGAAUAUUUGGAGGGGUUUAGGAAUGAGAUGCCAAAACAAGCUAAUUGGCUUUGCUUUAGUAGUUGGGUUAAUAUGCGUCUUUAUGAGGUUGAUUUUGGGUGGGGGAAACCUGUGUGGCUGUCAGGCUUUACUAUGCAACACUCGGAAUUGGAAACCGUGGUUUCCUAUAAUAAUCCUUGCAUGCCUACGACUUGUGAAUCAGAUGCACUGAGUUCCAAAGAAGAUGUCGAAAACAGGGCGUGGAGGGUGCAAACAAAUUGUUCCUUCAUGACGGCUCUCAAAUAUGGCAUUUUUAGCAAUUUGUCUUCUGUUAUAUGA